Messenger RNA from Tripterygium wilfordii, 1502 nucleotides. Its product is annotated as shikimate O-hydroxycinnamoyltransferase-like. The record is from RefSeq and is a predicted model, not a curated record. The transcript has 2 exons. Lineage: Eukaryota; Viridiplantae; Streptophyta; Magnoliopsida; Celastrales; Celastraceae. Gene Ontology annotation, molecular function: acyltransferase activity, transferring groups other than amino-acyl groups. The coding region runs from base 9 to 1346 and encodes 445 amino acids.
CAUACCAUAUGAUCACAACCCUAUCUAGUUGCACUGCCUUACAUUCAUCGAUGGAGAUUCAAGUUAAGGAGUCUACAAUUGUACGUCCAGCCGGAGAUACACCUAAAAAGAGACUGUGGAGCUCAAACAUGGACGUGGUGGCAUCAAGAACGCACGUCUCUAUUGUCUUCUUUUACAGGCACAGCUAUGAUUCAAAUUUCUUUGACACUCGUAUGCUUAAAGAGUCUCUGAGUAAGGUCCUGGUGCCCUUCUAUCCUGUCGCCGGCAGACUUGGAUUUGACCCAAAUGGUAGGAUCGAAGUCGACUGCAAUGGUGAGGGAGUGUUGUUCCUUGAAGCCCAUACAGAUCGUUGUAUUGAUGAUUUUCUUCAUCGCUUCAAUUCUCAUGCUUCGCUAGUGCCGGUCGUUGACUAUUCAACGGACAUGUCUUCCUAUCCUCUCUUUCUUUCACAGGUGACAUUUUUCAAAGGUGGAGGAGUAUGUCUUGGAGUUGGAAUUCACCAUACCUUAUUUGAUGGCGUUUCGACUUUCCAUUUCGUCAACGCAUGGUCUGACAUGACACGUGGCCUCUCCGCCACCGUUUCACCGAUAUUCGAUCAUGAUCUUCUCCGUGCUCGGGACCCACCUACCCCUUCAUUCAUUCACAUCGAAUUUGAUCAACAACGUCCCUUGUAUACCCCCAAAGAAACCAAGGAAUUACAAUCAAGUCCCCUCUAUAUUUCCACCGCGACCCUGAAGAUCACAGCCCUUCAACUCAACACCCUGAAAGCCAAUCUCACAAAUUACAGUACCUACGAAAUCUUGGCAGCCCACAUUUGGCGUUGCGUGUGCAAAGCACGUGACCUUCCUGUUGAUGAGAUCACAAACCUAUAUAUGGCUGUUGAUGGACGGCACAGAUUGAAUCCACCGCUGCCACGUGGUUACUUUGGUAAUGCGAUUUUUAAGGCUAGAUUACCGAGCUUAGCCGGUGAAGUCCAAUCUGAACCGUUGAUUCAAACUGUGGAGAGGGUCCACAAAGUCAUAAAACGAAUGGACGAUGAUUACAUGAGGUCCAUCAUUGAUUAUUUGGAAGUCCAACCGCACCUAAACCUCGUGCGUCCAACUCAUGCUUUCAAGUGCCCAAAUCUUCAUGUUGUUAGUUGGGCUGGGCUGCCAUUGCAUGAUGCUGAUUUUGGAUGGGGCCGGCCCAUUUAUAUGGGCCUAGCGAGUAUUUAUAUUCAAGGCGCAGCUUACAUAUUGCCCAGUCCAGUCAAUGAUGGAAGCUUAAUGUUAUUGAUUGGGUUGGAGGGUGGUCGCAUUAAACUAUUCGAAAAAUACUUUUAUGCCCUCAUGCCAUCUAGGUUGUGAAAAUUAAUAGGGAUUAGCAAAAAGAUAUUCGAAUAUCUAUUUUUUUUAUUACAGAGGAAGAGGAAGGAGAUGGGGGAGGCUUGAACUCGAGACAUCCAUGAGAUUUCACACAUAUGAGGGUCAUCUAAGGUACUCGUGGUUCUCUAUUUGAGUAUC